UAACAGUCAGAAAACAACGAAGAAGGAGGAGGGGGAGGAGGCGGAAGAAGAAACUAGAAGAAAGUAGGAAAAUGAGCAGGAGAAGAAGAAGUGGCUAAAAAAUCAACACGGGCACUUGGCUGUCUGUUCACAAACAAGGUUACAAAAUUAUCUGAGAGACAACGGCGUGGUACACAAUGUGAGGUGUGUAAAAAAGCCUUUUGACACCUUGAAGUCGCUGCUGAUAUGGUUGACAUGAGAUUGACCCUCAGAAGUCCCCAGUCUCACUUUUUUUGAGAAUGUGGGGAAAAUGUUGCCACAGCUUAAGGGUCUAGGAUAUCAUCAGCCCUGAGAUUCCGAUUUCAUAGCGCUUCAAUCAAACAGCUGUAAGGAACAUGGAGAGAGAAGCAGCUGAGAAGGAGAUGGAUGGUGUUACGGAUAAUGACGAGGAGACCCCUGAUGGUGAUUACACCUCAGGCACCAGUUCUGGUCAGUGUGCAACCAGACAGUCUGAUGAUGAUUGCGAGCAGGUGGAGAAAAUGGCCUAUCUCGAAUCUCAGGGCACCCCAAAUCCAGCCACUCCACAAGACUCUGGAAUUGGUGAGGCGGAGUAUUUUGGAUCUACAGAGGCCAAAGAGGAUGCUGAGGAGACUUCAGAUUUGUUCGAGCAUGACAGCACGGCAGAUCACGAGAACUUGCACGUUAUAAAUCAAGAAGAGGAUGAAGCUGCCAAGGAGCAGUUUAUGAAUGGUGAGUCUGGCUGGAGAAAUGAUGGAGCUGGAAGGAAAUGCAAGCUGAGGAGCAGUGGAUCGGUUUCGGAGCAAAGCAGUCAAAGUGUUUUUUCCUCCAUGCAAAAAGGCAAUGUUGCAUCAAGUGGUGGUCGACACAAGCAGACCCGCAGAAGAAACCACCACCACCACCAUCAGCAGAAUCGAGGACGCAGGAGGACAGGCAAGCAGCUCAUCUUGGCUUUCAAGGAGAUUUUGUCGGAGUCUCUGAGCUUCUGGUGCAUAUCUUGUGUCCACAUGAUGAUUGAGAUUAUUGUCACGUUAACUCACAAUUGUGGAGUCGGUGUGGAGACCGGAGGGGUGAAACUUUACAAGUUUGGGCAACAGCUCCUUAUGAAGAUCACAGAUAUAGCAGGAAUGAAGGCAGAUGCUCAUCGAAUUCUGAAAAGGACAAAAUGCUCAGUAAUGGACCUGGUGGAUAAAAUUGUUAGGUCAGUGAAGUGGGGAAAAACCGCUGCCUUAUCUUCUUUGAGACUUGUCUGUGCUUUGGUUAUUCUCGGAUCCCAGUGGGGAAAGGGUGUAUUGGUCCGCCUUGGUGGAGAGAGAGGAAAACGCUAUUGGACAGCUUUUCAGGAGUCAAGGUUUUGGAAGAACGUGUCGUCACUGUUUGAGAGAGUCCGAAGCAGGUUCAGGAGGGAUAGCCAUGCAGUGCCGUCCAGCCCUGAGUCACCCGGCAGAGCAGGGAGAGGCCAGCCAGGCCAGGAGCUAGAGAGACUGCUGGCCUUGGCUGAGGUGCCAGAGGACGAACUCGACCCCUUCACAGUGCUCGGCGUGGAGGUGCAUGCCACUGAGGCUGAGCUGAAGAAGGCCUACAGACAGCUGGCUGUCCAGGUCCAUCCAGACAAGAAUAAACACCCACGAGCUGGAGAGGCGUUCAAAGUACUGAGGGCUGCCUGGGAUAUUGUCAGUAACCCAGAGACACGACGAGAGUAUGAGUUGAAGCGUAUGGCAGCAACUGAGCUCUCGAAGUCCAUGAACGAAUUUCUCACUAAACUGCAGGAUGACCUGAAGGAAGCCAUGAACACCAUGAUGUGUACCAAGUGCGAAGGCAAACACAAGCGGUUCGAGAUGGAUCGCGAACCUGCUGAGGCCCGGUUCUGCGCUGAGUGCAACCGCUGCCACAGUGCUGAGGAGGGGGACCUGUGGGCUGAGUCCAGUAUGUUGGGCCUACGUAUCACAUACUUUGCCUGUAUGGAUGGGAAGGUUUAUGACAUUACAGAGUGGGCUGGUUGCCAAAGAAUAGGCAUUUCACCUGACACACACCGUGUGCCGUAUCACAUCUCUUUUGGUUCAAAGAACAACAGCAACUCCACACGACACAGGACGCCCUCAGAGCACCCCACAGGUCCGACCAACCCCGCAGAACUGCAGGACUUCUUCAACCGCAUCUUCAAGGGAGGACCUCCGAACGACAUGGCUGCCAAUGGGGGCUUUUUCCCCUCAGGUCCGCCGCACCAUCAGCCACCUGGUGCUGGAGCGCCCCCGUUCUCCCCUCCCCCAGGCCAGACAAGUUACUACAUGCCAGGGGGUCACCGUCCUGAGUCCAGUGAGACGUGGGCUGAAAGUGGCAAACCCCCGAGAAGGAGGAAGAAGUUCCGCAAACCCUUUCAGAGGUGAAGUCUGUAGACCUCUCAGUGUGUCAACAUAGCAACACAGGGACUCAACAAAUAAUGGCCAUGUUUGUCUCUCGCCUGCCUGUUGGCAUGCCAUGAUCUGAACUGGAGAAGGUUUAUGUGCGUAAGGCUGCGGUCAGAUCAGCCAGAGGAAAGAGAGACUGGAUCAUGAAGACGAGCCUUUUGACUGAGUAUUGAAGGAGGUUUGAAGACCCGGCAAUGAUGGUGCUUUACCUCUCAUUUCACCUUAUUUUUUCAUGGUCUUAAGACGACUGUAGCCUUGGCAUUGAGGUCCUUAUCGGGAUGCUGUAAUAAAACAUUUUCCUUUCAUAAUUUCCUGCCAAAUCUUGCAAUGCAUGAUUUACUCACCUGCAUUAUAACACUUUUUUUUCACUUUUGUUGUCAAUGUUCGGCAUAAGGUUAGUGUUAACCAAAUCACACUUGAAGAAAGGUUUACAGGCCAGUGAUGGAUCGCUCUAAUCAGCAUGAAGCAGAUAAUGAUCUGGGCAGCUUCACUGUGUCAGUGUUACUCAUGUCAGCGACAUGUGGGUCUACAACUGCACCUCCGCCCACCAUAUUUCAAGAAUGAAUCAAAAGCAGCUAAACUCAACACAUCUGAACUAAAUGUGCUAAAAUGGCAGAUGAUUUUUUAUGCAGUAACUGCAUUUUGUUGUGAGCUGGUCUCAGAGCUGCAUGUUGUGAGUCUCUGGUACUGUGCUUACAGACAACACUUCAGUCAUUCAACUUCCUCUGAGGCAACUAACAUUUGUGUUACUUUUCUUAGUUGUUUGUAUGACUAGAAGCAGGCAAAUUGUCUCAUUUACUAACAUGAUGCGUAAUUGAAUACUAACUAAAACUUUCUAGAGGUUUACUUUCAGUGGUUGGAUAUUACAGAACCUCUAGAAUUUAAACAAAUCUAUUCAGUUGAUGCUUGUGUGCUGAUUACCAGAGAAUCACAUCCUGCAUUGUAAGACCACUCAGUAAAAAUGAAUUAGCCUCUCUUUCUUUCUCUGAGAGCUGGAGAGGAGAGGAGGAGGUGAACCUGCAACUUAAAACAGGUUGUAAAAUCUGGGUCUGAAAAGUGAAAAUGAGCUCUUUUGUUUUGGGAUGUAUUGAUUCGACGUGCAAAAAAUCUGCCUUCUGUUUAUUGUUUCAGCUCCGGAUUGGCAUUAUAAUUACAGCACAGGUUGAAAUCCAGUUCACUUUAAUACUGAGCUCCAGCAGAGCUCUCAAAGCUUGAAAAGUGUCACCUUGACAUUUUGAAAUGAUGAUAUUUCCGCUGUUUACGGGACCACACAGAACUGGUCUGCACUGCCCCCUGCUGAUUCACUAUAACACAAAAUGAAAAUGCUGGUCAGUUAGUAAUACAACAGAACAUACAGGAGUUAACUGCCAUUUGAGGCUUAGAUGCAAUUUGAUGUCAUGCUUAUUUACAGAUAAUGAAGGAAGCCUGGCCUGUGUGUAAAUUUACUGUGCUGUCAGAUUGGAUUUUUUCCGUUCAGCAUUAUUUUUUUUAAUCAUUACUGACUUGAUGGCCUUGAAUAAGACUACAGUUGAAAAACGUGUUGCAUUUAGAAUAUACAAUAUGUUAACCUAAUACAGUUAAAUAAAUCUUGCUGUCAUCUAAAUUUUGACAGUUUUCAUAAGGGUUUAACUUCUUCUUAAGUGCCAUCUUAUGCCGCCGUGGAUGUUUCGGGGCAUGUUAAGCUUCAGCGAUCUGUCGUGACUGUCACCCAGCUCAGGACGUGUCAGUAAAGACUCAGAUUUGUCUUCAGCUAUCCUAAUUAUUUUUUAUCCUCGUUCUGUCAUGUCAUCUCUGUGGCGGCUGACAGCUUCUGAUUAAAGAAAUCAAUGAUCUGACUGUAAACUAGAGUUUCCUCCCACCUGUAUGUGGUUCAGCUUUCAAAAUGCCAAGGUCACAUGAUCACAGAAAAUCUGCUAUAAAUCCAAAUAACUUGAUUUUCUUUUAAUCUCCCCAAUGUUGCUGCGUGUAACAGUGUGAGAAUUGGUUUUAUUUUGGCUUAACUGCAUAGAAAAAUUGACAUUUUCAUCAUAGUCAAACUGAUAUUGUUUACAUCUGAUUUGUGAAGACUGUAAGAGUUUAGUGAAAUGGUUGUUAUGUGUGAUAAGGCAUUUGACAAAGGCUAUUUUUUUAUAUUGACAGUUGAUGAAGUACCAUUUUGUGUUCAUUUGCACACCCACCCCGGUAUAACAUCACAGGGAUUUUGAACAGUCAGAGGUGAUUUGCCAGACUCCUCCAGCUGCAGCUGAGUAGGAGGUGUAGCUCGCUAAGCUAACAGCUCAUUUACAAAUUCAGAUUUAUUAUUAUUAUUAUUUUAUUUUUUUUUUUUUUGGUAGAAUUUGAAUGUUAAACGAGUGACAGAUUUUUGGAAAACAACACUGGGAGUCACACAGCCAUAAAACUCUGAAGCAGCCCAGAGUUUGUAAUGAUUCAUGUGAGCUUGUCUUAAUAGCUCAAAAACAUGAGCCUUGAGUUCACCGAGGCAGGACGUUAAGUUUACCGCAUUUCUUUCAUGUGUCAAAUAGUUUCUCUCUUGUACAUUUAACAUCAGUUUCCCAGACAUGGAGUGAGUUUUUCUCAAUUAAAAUGGCCCUUCCUUUUAAUAUGAAACCAACCCAAAAUCUAAAAAAACAAAAAGACCCUGAUUUAGCUUAUUCUGGUAAAGGAAAGGAGGUUACAGCUAAUCAGGCAGACUUAAAGUCAAAUUGUUCCUGUGUGAUAAACAGACAGCAACAAAAGUGAUUAAAUUUUGCUCAUAAGUUUGUUACAGCGUGCAAUAAUCAAUCUUCCAUAUUUGUUUACCAUCCUCAUUUUCACGAUAUACUGCCAAAUACUUAACUCAGUCCCUGUCUCGGAAACUGGCUCAGAUCACAGCUGUAACCACGUUAAGCAGAGUGCGUCCUUUUCCCACACGUCAGCCUUGUCUUGAGAAUGUACAGUGCUGUAUGCUAAAGGUAGCAGCUCGAAGUCCAAGAGGUCAAUGAAAGAGCCAACACAUUUUUCUUUCGUUUGUUUCUUUCUUUUCAAAUUUUUAACAGAAUAUGCAGAAGUAUUGCAAAAAAUUUCUGACAAUCAUCAGGGUUUGUUUUUUUUUGUUGUUGUUUUGUUUUUGUUUUUUUUUUGUGGGGAAUUGUAACGCGAGUUCCCUGGCUGGCAAACAGUUUUAAAAUAUCACUGUUGGGUUUCUUUUCCCCUGCUUUCUCUGGUUUUGAGAAUAAAGAUGAUUUCCUACAUGCA
Messenger RNA from Scatophagus argus, 5639 nucleotides. RefSeq names its product DnaJ (Hsp40) homolog, subfamily C, member 14 (gene dnajc14). NCBI's taxonomy places the organism in Eukaryota, Metazoa, Chordata, Actinopteri, Scatophagidae. The transcript is spliced from 7 exons. Bases 375 to 2384 code for a protein of 669 amino acids. The record is from RefSeq and is a predicted model, not a curated record. Gene Ontology annotation, molecular function: dopamine receptor binding.